AUGGUUGCAUCUGGUGAAAACAAGAUCGUCCUGGUCACAGAAGAAGAGUUCACAUGUGAGAGGUUCCCUGGCUUUGCGAAAGAAAAUGAUUGGAUUGAAGAAGGAGAUGAGGAGGACGUGAAAAAGAUUCUUGGAUCUUGGCUUACUGGAAUUUUUGGAUACCCAGCGUCUGGGAAAUCGAGGAAGGUGGACAGAUUGAUUAAACGAGUCGUGGAGCUUCGGGGUGGAGUCAUUCUUUUCCUCUGCGGAAGCGAAAUCUUCAAUGAACUUAUCCGACGGCGCUGGGAAUCUCAGGCGACUGUAGAAAUCGUGCCCUUUCACGAAGUCGUGAUGGGAAUCGAGUCGCUCCACGACAUCGUCGAAAGUAUCAUUGUCAGUUUGAGAGGGUAUCUCAUGAGGAUUCAGAAGGAGGAUCUGGUGGGUCCAGUCGUCGCAGUAGUCGAGGAUUGUUCAUUGGGGAAGUGGAAGUUUGCAGACAUUGAUACCGUCGUGAAAACCUUGAAAGCGAAUAACCUGAAGUUGAUCAUUUCCUUCAAAUCCCAUUCGGUUCAUGCCCAUGGAAUCUCAGUGGAAGGAGUAAUAAAUUCCCUGGAAAAAAACGAGGACUCCACUGCCAUCGUAAUCCGUUCUCAUCCAACUGAUUACCAUAUUCUGCGGCGCAUCAUUCAAAGAGAGAAUUCAUGGUUCUCAGAAGUAAAGAAUUUCUGCAAAUCUUCAGAAGCUGUCGUUGGCCCACCGGUGUUAUACCUCAACUAUACCUGUUCAGGAACACAUUGUGGAUGUAUUUGCUUUGGAAAGGAAAGAUGUGGUAAUAGUUCUCUUGUUCAGAAAUCCCUUGUUCAGUCUAUCCUGGCAAAGAUGACAGAGGAAGAUAAGCCUCAAGUACUUGUGAUGGAUGACAGCUUGGUGCGUGAGUUGCGGGAAAGUGUCCGCGAUAUCCGGCAGAACAUUCAAAUAUCACACUAUAAAGAUUUCGGCGGUUUUGAAGCCUCGGUCGUCAUCUCCAUCAACGGAAAUCUAAGGGAUACCCAUGAUGUCAUCUCUCGCUGCAGGACUCGUCUCAUCAUCAUCGACAACCUACUCGCUAACGAAUCCAUCUGGAAGGCUCUGACCGAAGCCGAACUUAUCCAGACCAUGGAUGUUUCCUUCCCAAUGGACAUUCAAGACAACUCGGAUACCCACAUGAAACUAAAACAGUUCCUAGACUUCGUAAGCUGGAACGAGGGAGGAAAGAGAAUUGGGAAGGAAAUGCUGAGAAGAGGCCUCAUGGAUGAGGACACAGGUGCCUUUCUCAACCUGCCACCUAAGUUAUGGAAGGCCCUGAACGAAUACGAGCCCUUUCCAGCGUCCUUCCCAUUCACCGAUUGGGGAUUUUGCUCAGAGAGGUCUUUUUCGGAAUUGAAGGGGUUGAAGAAUUGGAUAAAGACGACGACGACGACACAACAGCGCCUGACAAAUGUCGCAUUGAUGGAUGCACAUCAAGACGUUUUGGACUCCUUAGAAUCAGAUUAA
Molecule: messenger RNA, 1512 nt
Organism: Darwinula stevensoni
Lineage: Eukaryota; Metazoa; Arthropoda; Ostracoda; Podocopida; Darwinulidae
Source: the annotation of a GenBank genome assembly